Ctenopharyngodon idella (grass carp) is the source of this 29156-nucleotide messenger RNA. RefSeq lists its product as uncharacterized. Gene Ontology annotation, molecular function: nucleic acid binding. NCBI's taxonomy places the organism in Eukaryota, Metazoa, Chordata, Actinopteri, Cypriniformes, Xenocyprididae. The transcript is spliced from 2 exons. Gene Ontology annotation, biological process: DNA integration. The record is from RefSeq and is a predicted model, not a curated record. Bases 5392 to 6774 code for a protein of 460 amino acids.
GUCAAGGCGCAGGUCCUUGGUCUCACCUGGAUACAGCCUGGAUCCGGUUGACUACGGUGAACCUCGGGAUAACCAGAAAGACUAAUAUUAGCGUAGAUGCCAUUCUUCUUCUGAUGUAACGAGUACAUCAGGUGUUAUAGGAAGUGUUCCCGGUUCCGGCUGACCUAAUUUAUGCAGCCUAAUAAUCCUUUAACGGAUUUGAAAAUAUAAAUUGGUAAUGUGUUAUGUGUUAUGUGUAUGCCAGGUUAAAGAGAUGCGUUUUUAGUCUAGAUUUAAACUGACAGAGUGUGUCUGCUUCCCGAACAAUGCUAGGAAGAUUGUCCGCGGUCCGAGCCCAGGUGCGAUUAUUCCCGGUGCCCCCUGCAGCGUUGGUCUGGUUUCACACUCAAAUUGAUUCUAUCGAACCCUGGUGCAUUUGCGUUCAUCUUACUUCAUCACAGACGUGCACGGCGCAUGAUAGAAAACAGAACUCGGGUCAAUAAAUUGUUUAUUAAUUUGGUGCUAUUAUGUGCAGCAGAGUAAACAACACUUGUGUUUACUGUAUGUGCGUAAUAUGCCGUUCAUUUGCCACUCUGAUGAACGCAUGCGCAGGUUACUUUACUUUCUGAACAAGUGCGCACCCGAGUCCGUGUUGCUUUCAUAUUCACAUGAACCACGGCACAGUUUGAGUGCAACCGAACUCAGACCACCCGGGUUUACAUGACAGCUUUCACAUUAACGAUUUUUCAUGCAAACCGUGCCCCGUUUUGAACUAAACUGCCAGUGUGAAAGCACCCUAAAUGUGGUGUAUUCAAAUGACUCUGACAUAGUUCUUUUAUGUUUACCCGUUUUAAAUGCCUAUUGCCCGCCGUGCACAGUUGGCCUGAAGCCACCGGGUUGGUGGUGCCACCGGGCUUGGGUUCAUCAUCGCUGCUUGCAGCUAUAUUUGUGUUAUGUAUUUAGUGUUAGAAACUGGGUUAUCCUGCUGUUGUUGUCUUAUGCUUUAGAUGGUGCUGUGUGAUGGCAUAUACCCCUCUCAUAAAAAGUAAAAAGUUGAGUUGUAAGUGCACUCAGCCUCCAUCGAGUUAUUGCUAUAUAUAAGUUUCAUAAAAUAUAGUGAUUUUCGGAUAGACACAACAAAAGUGGUGACGAGGAGUGGAAAUAUUGACUUUAACCUUGUACUGGUGCAGACUGAUAUCAACCAGCAUACUUUUCUGUCGAAAAUGAGUGAACAUAUUUGCUGAAGACGUCAACACAAUCACGCAGUGGCAUAAUCAACAUCAUUCACGCACAGAAUGGCGACUAUCAGGCAUAUUGAUGCUUUUGACGAGGCCAUCGAGCAGUGGACAACAUAUAUUGAACGGUUUGAUCACUUCACAAAGGCGAAUGAUAUCGACGAGGAAAAACGAGUACCAAUGUUGUUAAGUGUUAUGGGCACUAAAACGUACGGUCUUCUGCGUACCUUGGUUGCACCUGCUAAACCAGGAGAAAAGACGUGUCAGCAAGGGGAGAACGUUUCACAGUACGUAGCAGUUUUAAAACAACUCUCUGAACAUUGUGACUUCGGUACACACUUGGAAGAUGCCCUAAGAGAUAGAUUUGUUUGUGGAUUAAACAACGAGGCAAUACAAAAACGACUUCUCACGGAGUCUGCACUUACUUUUCACAAAGCGGUGGAGAUCGCUCUUGCCGCAGAAACUGUUGCCCGCGAAGCGAAGCAGCUCAGCAGUUCCCUUAAGGUGAAUGCAUUGCAUGUUUCCUCACCCAAACAGCAACGCAACUGUAAGAGGUGCGGGAAAACGAACCACACGGAAGAGGACUGCUGGUACAAGGAUCAAGCCUGCCAUUCAUGUGGAAAGAAAGGCCACAUCGGACGAGUGUGCAGAAAUAAACAGAACUUUGAGAGAGAAAGAAAGUGCCAGAGUAAGUUUAAGCCAUGUAAACGAUGUGGUAAAGACGAUAAGAGACGAGUGCAUCAUCUGGACACUGGAGGAAACCAAAGUGGUGAGUCCAGUGCAGACACCGAGAAGGAAGUGUCACUGUAUAUGGUAACUAGAAGUGAACAACUGGCACACAUCUGUAUAACUCCAGAAAUUGAAAGGAAAAUGAUUGAGAUGGAAUUGGAUACAGGCGCUGCAGUAUCGUUAAUUUCAAAAGAAAAAUAUGACAGUAACUUGCUGUAGUGAUUUUGGAUUAGCCUCACAUGAGGGCACACAAAUGUAGUAGUAUGUAUGUAGUAUGUAUUUAUGGUCUUAAAUAUUAAUAUUAAUAUUUUGUAUUAAUAUUAAUAUUGAGUCAGAUGAUUCCUUCCAAUGUUUCGGGGCACCAGUCAGGAUUCUCACCUUUACAAUAAAGAACAAUCAUGAAAGAUUGUUGACUGAAUUAGAAUUUUAUAAAUUGGAGGCAGUUUAUCAUCUGACCAAUCUGAAUGAUUUAGUGAGAUUCGGGUGAGCUUGUAGAGCCUCUAAUUAUCAGCACAAGAAUGACACAGUUUGCAAUAAAAUGAAUUUAUUAACAGAAAGAUAUACAAGAGUAAAAUAUCACACUCACUAAAUACUACAAAGGAAAAUGACUAAACUACCAAGAAAAUUGAAUAAAUAAUCAAACAGAAACUACAAACUACAACACAAAUGGAUUUUAACAAAACUGAAUGCCAGGUAGAUGAGCAAUGGAUUGGACGAAGCAAUGAAUGGGUAAUUAGCAGUCUAUGAGGGAGUCAAUUGUGGUCUUUCUGGAUGCUGGUAUUAAAAAUAGUAAAUAAGCAUUUACUAUGAAUACAGAUAACGUCUAAUGUAUCUAUGUCUAAUGCCAAGGCCUUUGGAAAAGGUUUGGUUAGCUUAUAUUUACAUUUCACUUGGUAAUAUCCUUGGUAUCCUUCCGUGUGCAGUGGGAGACUGGAUUGCUUUCCAACAGCUACAGAGCUUCACUGAGUGCUGGAGGUCUUUGCGUAAUCCAGAGAACUGUAGGUCAGAUGGUGGUCGGUCCCUAGGAUCUUCUGUAGGUUGGAGGUACUUGAGUUAUGCAGAUCGGGAAGGGGAUUACAAAUCCCCACCUUUCCUGAUGUGGUGAUGUGAUUGGGUCACAGCAUUCCAGGUGUCUGUCCCUUAACACGCCCACCUUUCAUUCUGUGAAACUUGUUGUAUUGUCCCAAAAUACACGGUUAAAUAAAACAAUGUCUUUAGGACCUUGGAAAUGCUUUAUUUCUUUUUCAAACCUUUCUCAAAGUUCUUGUAGCAGUGUUCUGAACUCGUAGAGUCCAAACUUGAAGUGAAUUGGUUGAGGUAUCACACUUCAGUGGGUGCAGUUGCAUUGGCUUUUAUUCCAGGUGUGGUUUCCACUGUGUGUGCACAGUUUCCUGGAUGAGUAAAAGGAUGUAUAGGGCAUGUUCCUUACAGUAUUCCUGUCCAUUUUUGGUGAUUUCAAACCAAUAUGUUUAGAAAAUGUCUUUCUUUCUGAGCAUUUCUUUGUUCUUGUUGUGCUCUAGCCACAACCAGUUUGGCAGCCCUAGGAGUCCAUGGUCAUUCACACCUUGAACUCAGGCAUGGAGGGCUGAGGUGAACAAAGGCAGCUCGUGAUGAGAUUAGCCUAUCAUCAAUGGGUUGUUGAUGUCAUAUUUCCUGUCCUCCACCUUUGGCAGUUCUGAUUACAAUAGUCAUUUAGUUGAGGCCGUUAAGGGCGUUGAGGGUCCUAUCAAACUCUUUUGUAUUAAUCAAAGUGGGACAAAGGGAUGUCUGUUGUGAAGCUCUGGUGCCAAUAGUCUGCUGUUCACUACAUUGCAGCAUAUUCCGCUGCAGCCGACUGACAUAAUCUUAAAAACAUACACGGGUGAAGCACUAGCGCCAGUAGGGGUCAUCAGUGUAGCGGUGAAGUUGAACAAUCAGUCGACACGAUUGCCACUGUAUGUUGUUAACAGUGAUGCACCACCAUUAUUUGGUAGAGAAUGGCUGAGAGCUAUAAAACUAAAUUGGCAAGACAUAAAAACAGUCAGGCAUCGAGUCACAGACACGAUUGAUACUGUGUUAAAAUAGCACUCCCAAGUCUUCGGGAAAGAACUAGGCACCAUGAAAGGAAUUGAGGCUAAAAUUACACUAAAGCCAGACCAUACUCCAAAAUUCUACCAGCCACGGGUCGUACCUUACGCUACUCGACCAAAAGUAGAGACCGAAUUGAUUCGUUUAACAGAGUUGGGAGUGAUUUCACCAAUACAGUAUAGUGAGUGGGCCACACCCGUGGUACCAGUUAUUAAAAAAGAUGGCUCAGAGAGACUGUGUGGUGAUUUUUAAAGUGACACUCAACCUAGCCAUUUGUGUGGAUCACAACCCAAUCCCACGCAUCGAAGAUCUCUUUGCAUCUCUGGCUGGUGGUAAAUUAUUCGGUAAGCUGGACUUGUCAAGUGCUUACUUGAAGAUGCCAGUGGCACAGGAGUCAAGAAAAUUACUCGCAAUAUCCACUCAAAAAGGGCUAUUUUGCUAUAACCGUUUGCCCUUUGGGAUCGCCCCCUGCAUUAUUUCAGAAAGCAAUGGAUCAAGUUCUCUUGGGGAUUCCAAACACUCACUGCUAUCUAGAUGACAUACUGAUAACAGGAUGAGAUGAUGUGGAAAACCUCAAGACAGUAGACCAAAUACACAGUAGACCAAAUACUCACUAGACUGGAGAAAUAUGGUCUGAAAUUGCAGCGUGAAAAAUGUGAAUUUUUCAGACAGUCACUGGAGUAUAUGGGUCACUACAUCAACGCAGCUGGAUUACACAAAUCACCAGAAAAGAUCAAAGCAAUUAAGGAAGCACCUGCACCAACCAACGUAAGUCAAUUACGCUCUUUUCUUGGGAUGAUCAACUACUAUGGCCAUUUCAUUCCAAAUUUGGCAUCUGUCCUGAACCCACUUAAUAAUCUUUUAUGUAAAGACAAGAAAUGGUACUGGAGCGCAGCCUGUGAAAAAUCAUUUCAGAAAGCGAAAGAUCAUCUUACCUUGCCAGCUGUACUCACACACUAUGAUUCAGAGCUACCAAUUCGUCUCGCUUGUGAUGCUUCCCCAUAUGGGGUGGGGGCGGUGAUAUCACAUGUCUUUCAAGAUGGGGAGGACAAGCCGAUUGCUUUCGCGUCCCAGACACUCAGUAAGGCGGAACAAAAUUACGCUCAGAUUGAACGGGAAGCCCUGAGUAUAACUUUUGGAAUUCGCAAAUUCCAUCAGUACUUAUACGGAAGACGGUUUACCCUCCUUACAGAUCAUCAACCUCUAACUGCUAUUCUUAGUCCCAACAAGAGCAUUCCACACAUGGCAGCAGCCAGAAUGCAACGAUGGGCUUUGCUGUUAGCCGCCCAUGAUUAUGUCCUUGAGUAUAAGAAAGCAGCUUUACAUGCCAAUGCAGACGGACUGUCGCGGCUGCCAUUAACCAGUGACACACACUGAGAAAAUGGACACUGUGGAUGUGUUCUAUGCUGCCCAGGUAGCCACCCUGCCUGUCAGUAGUGCUGAAAUUAGACGUGACACCCUAACUUUGUCACCUGUGCUGGACAUGGUUUCAACUGGAUGGUUCCGAAAAUCUAAAGAGGUACCCACAGACUUACUACCCUUUGUGACGCGUCGCCAUGAGCUCACAGUCAUUCAAGGAUGUUUAAUGUGGGGGAAUCGUGUCGUUGUACCUGCAAAACUCCGCUACCGAGUGUUAGCUGAUCUGCAUAUGAGCCAUCCUAGGGUGGUAAGGAUGAAACAUCUGGCCCGCAGCUAUGUUUGGUGGCCAGGUAUUGAUGGACAGAUCGAGUCUCAGUUCAAAUCAUGCCAGUCUUGUCAGCGGAUCCAAAAUGCCCCCUGUCCUGCACCACUUCACCCAUGGAUUUGGCCAGCUCAUUAUUGGGAAAGGAUACAUGUGGAUUUUGCCGGUCCCUUUGAAGGCCAUAUGUACUUGAUUGUACUUAAUACGCACUCCAAAUGGCUUGAAGUUUCCAUUAUGGACAGUACUACCACAAGCAAAACCAUUCAGGUCUUACGAGGACUUUUCAGUCAUUAUGGUGUCCCUAAUAUCAUUGUCAGUGACAACGGCCCACAGUUUUGUGCUGAGGAGUUUUCACUUUUCCUGAAGGCAAAUGGGGUGCAACAUAUCCGCUCUGCGCCCUAUCACCCCUCUAGUAAUGGGCAAGCUGAACGUUUUGUCCAAACAAUCAAACACGAUCUAAAAGCUUCCAGAGGAUCAGCUCCAAUCCAACAGAGACUUGAUGGAUUCCUGUUAACAUACAGAAACACUCCACAUGCUACUACUAAAGAGCCACCUGCAAUGCUAUUUCUCAAUCGCAAGCUAAGAACUCAGCUGGAUCUUCUAAAACCUAAUCUCGCCAAAAUCAUGAGACAGUCCCAGGAUGUUCAGCAGUUACGACACCAAGAACACUCUAAGUUGAGAGAAUUUCGUGCUGGAGACUUCGUCCUGGUUCGUGACUACAGAAAAAGGGACAAAUGGAUACCUGGAGUGGUGAUGUCUAGAACGGGACCUGUCUCCUACAUCGUCACUGUGGGUGGGGCUGGAACCUGGAAACGUCAUGUAGAUCAACUACUGAAGCAAGGGACUCAAUCCUCUGAAAUGCAGAUGGAACCAGAAAUUCCUGUUUGUUCUGAUAAUUCCCAGGCACAUCCGCUUCAGGAGAAUGCCGGGGAAAAGGCCGACAAUCUUGUGGAUGUGAUAACUGACAAAUUAGGGACUGGCAACAUUGACAAAUCACUUUCCGGAACUGUACAAACGAGAGAGGCUAUUAAGCAUUAUCCUACCCGUCUUACUAAGCCAGCUGACCAUUAUCAAGCAUCCUAAAGUGUGCCUGUUAGAGGAAUAAAUUCAUAUGUAGUAGUUUGAGUAAGACAUGCUUGCUAAACUGUGGUUAAAUUUGAAAUCAAGAAAAGAAAUACUCCCUUGUUGUGUAUGAUCACUUUUGAUUUAAGUUGGGAGGAAAUGUUAUGUAUUUAGUGUUAGAAACUGGGUUAUACUGCAGUUGUUGUCUUAUGCUUUAGAUGGCGCUGUGUGAUGGUGUAUACCCCUCUCAUAAAAAGUAAAAAAAUUGAGUUGUAAGUGCACUCGGCCUCCAUCGAGUUAUUGCUAUCUAUAGCUUCAUAAAAUAUAGUGAUUUUCGGAUAGACACAACAAUUUGCAUUUUAGAAUUAUUAGGGCCCAAGCCACUAAGGCGCAGGGCAUUAUUGUUUUUCUAAGGAGAAUUAUUUUUUUUUCCACCAGCCGGGGCUUUUUGGAGGCCUUAACGUGCUCAAAAACUCUUGAAAAUUGGCACACAUUGGAAUCUGCGGCCAUUAGGACGACGCAGAGGCUGGGACCCAGGCGUGGCACAGGGGCUCUACGGCGCCCUCUUGAAUGGGGUCCGAAAACUUGGUCCGUAUAUCAAACACGCUUGCAUGUAUUAGUAUGAAACGGUACACAUAUAGACCUCAUCGGGCCUAACAACUUUCGUGCCCUAAGUUAUACGCCAGCUCAACAGGAAGUCAGCUAUUAUGGGUUGUUUGAAAAACGCAUGCUCUGGAAUUUGAUAUACUCCUCCUAGGCGAUUAAUCCGAUCACCACCAAACUUGGUCAGCAUGAAGUCAAGAUAUUGAGGAUGUAAAAUUGCCAGCGAAUUUUUGAUAUCUCGAACGGUUUGACUGUGGCGAGGCAACGAAUUUAUGGCAAGAAAAGGGAAAUGUGUUAUAACUUUUUCAUACAUAGCCUGAUUUUGAUGAAACUUCAGCUGUGUGUUCAUUGAAGGAGGUUGAUGUGACUAUUGUGAGUCAAAGUUAUAGCACCACCAACUGGCAACAGGAAGUGUGACCAUUUCAAAAUGCUUUGAGAUCACCCUCUUAUUUUUACCCGAUUUGCUUCAAACUUCAUCAGAAUAAUGUCAAAACAUGGCGAAUGUAGACCUUUGAAAAGAAUCGUAACACUGUUGCCAUGGCAAUGCAUCAAACUUUAAUAUUCGUUUUGGAUGGUUUUGAGACUCUUAGCAUGCUUCAAAUUGCAUGAAACUCGAGGAGUCACAUGACGUGUUAAUGGCGGUGCAGCUUUGAAAAGGCGCUCUCCACACCACUUGCAUAUUUUUAGGUCUUUGAAGGACAACUAAAUGCGAAAUUACAUGAAAUCAUCGAAAAUGUCGACCCAGACCACACUUGCUCAUACUCGGGACGAUGCAAACUCUCCAAUUAAGAAGAGAUUUAAGGAGUCCUCCGCUAUCUCCCGAGCUGAGCUGGAUGGCGCCAUUUUGGCCAGAGUGAAACAAGCCUUGAGCGAGCAACAGAUUGAUUUGGACAGAAUUGUUACUGCCGCUGUCAAAUCUGCCAUAGAUGAAGUACUGAUGCCUCAGAUUUCAGAUUUGAAGCGUGAAAUUGAAAACACCAACAAAUCAGUUACUGCCGUAACUGGACAAAUCGAGCAAGUGGAAAAAUCGGUAUGUCUGCUUCAAUCCAGAUGGGAUUCCACCCAAGCUGCCGUUCGUAAGGACAGGGAUCAGAUCAGCGAUCUGAAAUCCAAACUUGACGAUCUCACAUUAAAGAUUGCUGACAUGGAAGAUCGCAGCAGAAGAUCCAAUGUGUGGUUAGUCGGCCUCAAAGAAUGUGCUGAGGGAGAUGAUUGCAUCGCCUUUUUAAAGGCGAAUCUGCCCAAAUGGAUACCCUCCAUUGCGAACAGAGAAAUCAGAAUCGAACGUGCACGUCGCAUCUACUCAGACAAGCCGUCUAACCGCCCCGUACGGUUAUAUUCAAACUGUUGGACUACACCGAUAGACAAGCUAUCCUCAAAGGGGCGAGGGCCAUAUACCCGGUCGAAUACGGCAGCGAAAUUCUUAAUUUCUUCCUGGAUUACAGCGCAGACACUACUAAGAAAAGGAAGGCUUUCACUGCAGUGCGGAAGAAGAUGGAUACUCUCGGAAUUCAGUCGUUUCUCCUCUUCCCUGCCACACUCAAGGUUAUUCAUGCAGGGAGACAAAACCUCUUUCGAUCACCAUUGGAGGCUGAGCAGUAUCUUCUAUCUUCACGGCCUGGGCACGACAUCAUUGCACCUGUGGGACUGCCUCCUCAACCGGACCGCUGUGCUGAUAUGGAUACGGAGCAAUCUGUUACUGAGUAGAGAUAAAUAAUCUAUACAGCGAGUGCACUGUAUAUGCUGUUGUAGGCCGUUUAUUUUAUAUUAUUUUUAUUUUUUAUUUACUUUUUUAUUUUUUAUUUUUCUCUGGCCACAAAAUGUUGCUACAGAGGUAGGUCCCCCUUUAUUUUAUAUUUUCUUAAGCUGUUAAACCCCUGAGCAGGGGUGAUUUUAUUUAUUUAUUUAUUUAUUUAUUUUUAUUUUUAUUUAUUUUAUUUUAUUUUUUUAAUAAUUUUUAUUAUAAUCAUAAAUCCUUCCCCACUCUAGCUAAUAAUUUCUAUUCAGUAGUGGUUGGGAUCACACCGCAGUUGAGCAGUCACGGCUCUUGUAAUUUCUAGUUUUACAUUAGCCAGAGGGUUUCAAAUAUCCUCGCGGCUUGCAAAGUGUAUGUUCAUAGUUUGGUUUAUGUUCAUUUGUGUUCUGUUCGUGGCGGCAACUGUCUUAAAUGUAUAAUUUCCUUUAAGUGGUUUUCGAGGUCUGGGCUUUUCUACGCUCUUUUUUCUUUCUAUCUGUACACAUGUCUACUCUUAACAUUUUAAGUUUGGAAUGUGCGGGGGUUAAACUCACCGGUAAAACGCACUCGUUGCUUGGAAUUUUUGCGACGGAAAGAUGUAUCUAUUGCGCUGCUCCAAGAAACACAUUUAAAAGAUGAAGACGUUCACCGCUUUCAAAAUAAAACUUACAAGAUAUUAGCAUGUUCGUGUGCUCUUAAUAAAUCUAAGGGUGUCUUAAUUCUACAUAAGAGAUCAUUAAAUUUGUCUGUGAAAAGACGGGAAAAGAUGAUUGUGGUCGGUUCAUAUAUGCAGCCAUUAGAAUUAAUCAUACCAAAGUCCUCUUAACAUCUAUGUAUGCACCGAACGUAUGUGACCACCAAUUUAUGGACAAAAUUUCUGGAACCUUGACUAAGUUUAACGACUAUCACAUUAUUCUAGGUGCAGAUUUCAAUGCCUGUGUCCACCCAGAGUUAGAUCGCUCCUCCGCUGACCCCAAUGUGGCAAUGCCGUCUUCAGUAGCCCUUAAUUUAAUUGCAGAGCUUAAUCUAGCAAACCCAUGGCAUAUUAAAAAUGGUAAUGCUAAAGCAUAUACAUUUUAUUCCACCCGUCACAAGUCAUUUUCUAGGAUUGAUUAUAUUCUGGUUGAUCCCCCUUUGGUCCAACACAUAAGUACUAUUGAUAUUUUGCCUAUUUUGAUAUCGGAUCAUUCACCAGUUACUUGUAAUAUUACUAUAGCUGUCAAAUUUCCUAAAGUCAAUAGAUGGCGCUUUAAUAAUAUGCUAUUGUAUGACACCUCCUUCUUAGAUCAACUUAGACAAGAACUAAUUAUUUUUCUGGAGAUUAAUUCUCAGUGUCAUAAUCCACAGGUGUUGUGGGAAGUUACAAAAUGUUUUUUAAGGGGUAAGUGCAUUUCAUACUUUUCCAAAGUUAAGGCCUCUAGGAAUAAACAGUUUGAGGAGCUGGAAAAUAAAAUCCAUGAUCUAGAAUGCCAAUUGGCCCAUGCUUUUUCUGACAAGCUUAAUCAGGAGCUCUCUUUAUUGAAAGUAGAAUAUACUUCUCUAUUUAUAUCUAAAGCUGAAUUUAUCAUUCACAGAACUAAGCAAAAAUACUAUUUUAAUGUAGAUAGGUCUAGUAGAUUGCUUGCAUUGAAACUCAAAGAGUGUGAAUCUAAAGCCAGCAUUCACGUAAUCAAAACUAGCUCUGGUGAAAUUACUACAGACUCUAAAGUUGUUAAUGAUGAGUUUAAAUUAUUUUAUUCUAUGUUGUAUUUGUCUGAGGUUUCCCUUGACAGAGGAAAAUGUUGUGAUUUUUCUCAGUGGUUUGAAUCUUCCCACUUUAUCAAUUUCUGCUCAAGAAUCCCUAGAUGCACCCCUAACACUGGAGGAACUCCACAGCGCGGCUAAAAUGUUACAGAAAGGUAAAUCACUUGGCCCUGAUGGAAUUCCUCGGAACUCUACCUAACUAUCUGGGACAUUGUUGGUCCCUUAAUUCUGAAGUCCAUGAUUUAUGCCAUUGAUCAUGGCACACUUCACAGAGACCAAAAUGUAGCCCUCAUUACUCUGUUGCUUAAAAAGGAUAAAGAUCCAUUAAGUUGCUCUAGUUAUCACCCAAUUUCUUUGAUUUCAGCCGACGUGAAGAUCCUAGCUAAAGCAUUGGUUUUACGAUUGGAACCAUACAUUGACAAUCUGAUCCAUUAUGACCAGACCGGCUUUUUGAAGGGCCGCCUAGCGUCGGAUAAUAUGCGCCGACUGUUACACAUUAUCGACCAUGCUCGCACUAGCAAUGUUACUUCUGCCAUUUUCUCUUUGGAUGCUCUCAAAGCGUUUGACAGACUUGAAUGGGACUAUUUAUGGGCUGUUCUGGAGCGAUUUGGAUUUGGCCCUAAAUUCUUAAAUAUUAUACAACUGUUAUAUAAAUGUCCUACUGCCUCUGUAAUGACAGGCUCCUGUCAAUCACAACCUUUUCCACUCCAAAGGGGUUGCCGGCAAAGUUGUCCCUUAUCACCACUUUUAUUUGCACUUUCACUAGAGCCUCUUGCACAGGCCCUUAGACAAAGCCAAAUAAUUUCACCUAUAACUAUUAAUAACUCCCAUCAUCACAUCUCAUUGUAUGCUGAUGAUAUUAUGCUUUAUCUUUCAGAUUUAAGUACUUCCCUACCAGAGGUUUGCGAUUAUUCAAUACCUUCAGCACUAUGUCUGGAUAUAAAAUAAAUUGGGAUAAGUCAUUCUUAAUGGCACUUAAUAGUAUUACUAAAGCAAUGUCUCUUCCGAAUGGUCUUACCUUUGCUAACUCAUGUACUUAUCUUGGUAUCAAAAUUGUUGAUUCUUUGUCUAGGACUGUUCAGACGAAUUCUUAUGAAAUCGGUCAGAAACUUAAGCGGGAUAUACAAAGGUGGGAUAACUUAAAAAUGUCAAUGCAAGCUAGAAUUAGUACGGUUAAAAUGAAUAUCUUACCUAGAGUAAACUUUUUAUUGUCCAUGCUCCCGUGUUUUCCUCCCCCUAAAUUCAUCAAAGAAAUGAAUUCAUUAAUCUCCAAAUUUAUCUGGGGCAGUAAGCGUCCUAGAGUCAGUUUUUCAGUAUUGCAGUGUGCAAAAUCGCACGGCGGUCUUGCUCUUCCUAACUUAAUGCUUUACCACCUUGCUUUCCAAAUUAGGGUCAUGCGUGUCUGGUUGGACAUUCACUCCAAAGUAGCUUGGAGGAGUAUUGAAUCUGACUGUUCUCCCUCAUAGGCUUCAAGAUCUGCCUUUUACUGGUAUAGGCUCAAGAAGUCUUCAUCAGAAACAUUGGAAACAUUAUUUCAACUACUUUAAAAGCCUGGUUUAAUGCAGAAAAGAUUACAGGUCAUUUAAAAAAAAUUUCACGUCAGUCUCCUCUCUGGAACAAUACCCGCCUGUUAUCUGGUGGUCAACCUUUCAGUUACCCUCCCUGGUCUUUAAAAGGGGUACUCACAUUUGGUGAUAUAUUCAAUGGCAGCAGACUGCGCACAUUUCAGGAUAUUCAAACAGACUACUCCUUGCCAGGCACCUCCUUUUUUAUGUAUUUGACGUUAAGGUCUGCAAUGAAAGCGUAUGGUGUGCCUUGGAACUCUAUCUUAGAUGAUCACCCAUUGUUAAAGUGGAUAAAACACACUGGAAACUUUCAGGGCACAGUGUCCUUGAUCUACAAGCAACUACUUGAAUGUUCAUAUAAACCCUUGAAGAUACUAGCUGUAUGGGAGAGAGAACUCUCCUGGUUGGGUUACAGUCCUGAUUGGAAUAGAGUCUGGUUAAAUCUCUGCCUCACCUCCAAAAGCCCCUCGCACAUUCUUAUUCAUUUCAAAACUGUACACAAAAUGUAUUGUACCCCAUAUAAGCGAUACUUGAUGAAACUCUCAUCCAAUCCUAAUUGUAGUCUGUGUAAUAACAACUCUAAAGGUACUUUUUUGCAUGUGUUUUGGGAUUGUUUGGUCAUAUCCAAUUUCUGGAAACAUGUAGUUCAGGUGCUAAAAAACAUCACAAAGUUGCAGUUUGAUCUUGAUCCCCGUCUUAUGUUGUUAAAUGAUGAUUCUUCUUAUAAGUUUACAUUAGUUCAGAGAAGACUGUUAAUGUCUGGCUUCACUGCUGCUAAAAAAACAAUUUUACAGCAAUGGUUUACACCUGACAUGGACCUUAAAAGAUUCUGGCUGCUUUCUUUUCAUAAUAUUGUUUGCUUAGAAUGCAGCACUGCAAGGAUUAAUGGGGCUAGAAUACAUACUGUUACCUAUUGGAGUAAAACAGCCCAAGCCUUAAAAGAAUUGUUUUAAACUGAAGAUGCACUAUUCUAUGUUAUAAUUUGCUGCCAUGGUUUAUUUGUAUGUUCGUUUUACAUUACCCUAAAGUAUUGUUUACUGUAUUUAUAUCCUUUUAUUUUAUCAGUAUUUUUGCUGCUAUUCUAGCUUUGUUUUGCUUUUUUUUGUUUUUUUUGUUUUUUUGUUUUUUUGUUAUUAUUUCAAAUAAAAAAUUAUAAUCACAAAAAAAAAAAAAAAACCGCAUGAAACUCAACACACACACACUAGCGAUGUUGUCCAGUAGACAUGGGCAAAACCGUAGAAACGGGCGGGGAGGUGGGCCUCUAUAGCACCACCUUUUGACAAAAGUGGGGGGGUUAGUUUUACCUACAGUCACCAAACUCGGUACAUAUAUUGCUCUCAUUAAACCAGACAACUUUCUAAUUUACAGUCAUUAGCUCAGACCAACAGGAGGUCAGCUAUUUUGGUUUGAACGUGGAUAUUUUGGAUAUUCGUGGAUAUAUCAUGCUCUCAAUUUUUAUGUACUCCUCUUAGGGGCUUCAUGCAAUCACCACCAAACUUUCUGAACAUGAUGACAAAACACUGAAGGUGUUAAAUUGCGAACGAUUAUAGGAUAUCUUGAAUGGUGUUGCCAUGGCAAGGGUUUAAAGUAAGAACAAAAAGGGAAACAGGAAAAGUCUCAUAUUUACCAACCACUGAAUUAUACAUUCUUUAUUUCAAUAUAUAAUAGUACAAAUAUUAUAAAUAACACAUUUUAAUUUAUUUUUUAAAUUCAAGAAGUAUGUGUAAGUUAAAAUUAGGCAGAUAACUGCUCUUUGGUUACAAUAAUUCAAAUAAUAUUCAAAUGUCAUAUAUAGAAUAAGCACUAGAGGGCAGCAUAUACCUAUUUUUAUUCAGGGUUGAGAAACCUUAACAGUUUUGACAACACUUUUUGUUAAACACUGCUUUAGGUAUAAUUAUAUUUAGUGGGUAUUCUAUUUGGAUGCAUAUAUUUAGACUAUCAAAGACUCAUUUCUGUCACAGGGUAGAUUUCUUCUGAGGCAACUUACUGAUAAAACAGUCUCUCUCUCUCUCUCUCUCUCUCUCUCUCUCUCUCUCUCUCUCUCUCUCUGUGUCUCUCUCUUUCUCUGUGUGUGUGUGUGUCUCUCUCUCUCUCUCUCUCUCUCUCUGUGUGUGUGUGUGUGUUUUACAGUCUUGCAGGUUUAACCCUUUCAUUGCUGUGUCCUUUUGUCUGCAUUAUAGGAUAGGAAAUCUCUUAGCCCGUCUCUUCUAUAAAUUUGUAUAGCAAAAUAAAGGCAUACAAGUUCAUUUGUAGUUCACUGACUAUAGUUUUAUAUAAUUAGUUUAAUAAUUUGGUUAAUAAAAGACCUUAAGAUAAAUUCAUGUGAACGUAUAACAUUUUUAACUGCUAAUGAUAACUUUGCUAUAAAUGUAUAGAUUUAUAGAGUAUAGAUUUUAUUCUUAUUGUUUAACAUAUUAUUGAAUAAUCUGACUCAACUAACUGGUCAGUCUCCAACUGGUUCUUAAAUCUCACUCUGCCUCUGUGAGUGUGGGUGUCAGUGACACUUUUUAUGAUUUAGAAGAAAAUAUAAAAAACCUUAAGACAAAAACUGGACUUACACUGGACUCAGACUUUUGAGAAAACAUUUUGAGCUGCGAAAGAUAACUUUGCACUCAUUUCAAAGUGACCUAUGACAUUCUAUGACAUGACAUUCAUCUAAUUUUAAAUGAUCUUAUGGAUGUGGCUGUUGUGGUUUGUGAUCAUAUGGGCACCAGCUGCUGCAGUAAAUGUGGUGUGAAUUUGACAUAGACCUUUUAUGUUUAACCAUUUUAAAUGCCAAUUACCCGCUGUGCACAGUUGCCCUGAAGCCACCGGGGUGGCGGUGCCACCGGGCUUGGGCCCAUCAUCGCUUCUUGCAGCUAUAUUUAGGGCCCAAGCACUGAUGGUGUGAGGACCCUAUUGGAAUUGCUCCAUUUAUUAUUAUUAGGGCCCAAGCCACUAAUGGCGCAGGGCCCUCUUGAUCCCCUAAGGAUUAUUAUUAGGGCCCAAGCCACUAAGGCGCAGGGGCCUGUUGUUCUCCUAAGGAUUAUUAGGGCCCAAGCCACUAAGGCGCAGGGCCCUAUUGUUUUUCUAAGGAUUAUUAUUAUUAUUAUUAUUAUUAUUAUUAUUUCUUAUUUAUUUUUUUUUAUUUUAUUUAUUUAUUUUUUCCGUCAUCCGGGGCUUUUUGGGGGCCUUAACAUGCUCAAAAACUCUUGAAAAUUGGCACACACAUUGGAAUCUGCGGCCAUUAGGAUGCCGCAGAGGCUGGUAUUCGGGCGUGGCAGGGGGGCUCGACAGCGCCCCCUUGAAAGAAGUCCGAAAACUUGGUCCAUAUAUCAAACACGCUUGCACGUAUUAGUAUGAAACUCGGUACACAUAUAGACCUCAUCGGGCCUAACAACUUUCGUGCUCUAAGUUAUACGCCACCCCAACAGGAGGUUGCCUAUUACGGAUUGUUUGAAAAACGCAUGCUCUGGAAUUUGAUAUACUCCUCCUAGGCGAUUAAUCUGAUCACCACCAAACUCAGUCAGCAUGAAGUCAAGAUAUUGAGGAUGUGAAAUUUCCAGCGGAUUUUUGAUAUCUCAAAUGGUUUGGCCGUGACGAGGCAACAAAUUUAUGGCGAGAAAAGGGAAUCAGGAAGUGUGUUAUAACUUAUGCAUACAUUGAUUGAUUUUUAUGAAACUUCACCAGUGUGUUCGUUAUAGGAGUCUGAUCACAUGGAUGUGACUAUUGUGAGUCAAAGUUAUAGCACCACCAACUGGCAGCAAGUGUCACUUUCAAAAUGCAUUGAGUUCACUGUUAUUUUUACCUGAUUUGUUUCAAACUUCAUCAGUGUAAUGUCAAUACACAGCAGAUGUAGACCUGUGACAGGAUUUUUGAUAUUUUAAAUAUUGUUGCCAUGGCAACAUGUCAAACUUUAAUAAUAUUCUGAGUGUUUUUGAGGCUCUUAACAUGCUUCAAAUUGCGUGAAACUCGACACACACAUCAAUAUUGUCAACCAGUAGACAUGGACAAAGCCUUAGAAAUGGGCGUGGUGGAGGGGCUCAGUAGCGCCACCUUUUGACAAAAGUGAGGUGGUUAAUUUAACCUACAGUCACCAAACUCGGUACACAUAUUGAUCUCAUUAAGCCGGACAACUUUCUAAUUUACAGUCAUUAGCUCCGACCAACAGGAAGUCAGCUAUUCCGGUUUGAAUGUGGAUUUUUUUGAAAAAACAGGCUAUGAAUUUUAUACUACUUCUCCUACAGGGUUUAUACGAUCUACACCAAAAUUUUUAACUUGGUGCUAAGACAUUGAAGUUGUUAAAUUGCAAACAGAUGUUGGAUAUCUCAAACGGUUUGGCCGUGGCGAGGGAACGAAUUUAUGGCGAGAAAAGGGAAACAGAAAGAGUUAUAACUUCUGCAUACAUUCAUUGAUUUUGAUGAAACUUCGGCUGUGUGUUCAUUGUACAAGGCUGAUCACAUGGAUGUGAUUAUUGUGAGUCAAAGUUAUAGCGCCACCAACUGGCAGCAGGAAGUGUGUCACUUUCAGCAUGCUUUAUGAUAACCCUCUUAUUUUUACCCGAUUUGCUUCAAAGUUCAUCAGAAUAAUGUCAAAACAUGGCAGAUGUAGACCUUUGAAAAGAAUCGUGAUAUCUCAAGCAUUGUUGCCUUGGCAACGCAUCAAACUUUAAUAUUCGUUUUGGAUGCUUUUGUGACUCUUAGCGUACUUCAAAUUGCAUGAAAUGUGCCACACACGUCAGGAUUGUUAACCAGUAGACAGGAUCAAAGCCUUAGAAACAGGUGGGGAGGAGGGGCUCUAUAGCGCCACCUUAUAGUGCAGUAAAUGUGGAGUGAAUUUGACAUAGUCCUUUGAUGUUUAACAGUUUUAAAUUCCUAUUGCCCGCUGUACACAUUUGUCCUGAAGCCACCGGGGUGACGGUGCCACCGGGCUUGGGCCCACCAUCCCUGCUUGCAGCUAUAUUUAGGGCCCAAGCCACUAAGGCGCAGGGCCCUAUUGUUUUUCUAAGGAUUAUUAGGGCCCGAGCACCGAUGGUGUGAGGACCCUAUUGGAAUUGCUCCGUUUAUUAGGGGCCAAGCACCUAUUGUAUCUGUUGGCGUUCUUUUGUUUCGUUUUUUUUUUAUUAUUAGGGGGCCAAGCACCGAAGGUGCGUAGGCACCUAUUGUAUCCGUUGGCGUUCUUUUUAACUAUUAUCAUUCUGCUUCUUCUUCUUCCGCUCUGGAAGUCUAUGGCAGCUCAUAGAACCGUAUUGUAAAAAGUUGUGAUAUUUGGCACACAGUUAGAGGACAGUCUGAACUGUGUCCAUAGCAAAUUUGGAGUCUCUAACUCAGUCCCUCUAGCGCCACCAGCUGUCCAAAGUUGCGCUCUUGUUAAUAACUGUUAUGUUAUAAUGUUAAUAAUAAAAAUUUAUGUUAAUAACUUUUGAAUCGUAAGUGUUAGAAACAAAAUUCUUUUUUCCUCUGAUUCCUUGGGUCAAGACGAAUCGAAUGCACCUUAUGACGUCAUUAAAAAAUGUUUCCGCCAUUUUGAAUUUUCCGAAAAACCUACUUUUUCGAACUCCUCCUAGGGCGUUACUCCGAUUUUCACAAAAAUUGAACCAGAUCAUCUUCAGACCAUGCCGACAAAAAGUUAUGGAAUUCAAGUUGAUUUCUCAAACUGUUUUCAAAAAAAAAGUGAACGAAUUGUACGUGGCGCUUGCGACAUAGCGCUUUAACCUAUGCAGACCAAACUUGGUACAUGUCAUUACAAACAUGACCUGAGGCAACAUGCAGCGUUUCGGUGCAGCGCCACCUACUGGUCCGGACAUGAAAAAUGGCUAUUUUUGCUUAUUACUUCCGAUAGGUUUGUCCAAAAGGCAUAAAUUUGGUCUCAUUUGAUUCGGGGCAUCAUGCCGAGUCGAAUGAUGUCCAAUUUUACAAUAUCGGCCAUUUUGCCCGUCGGUCAUUUUGAAUUUUGUGCUAAAAUGCUGUAUUUUACGAACGCAUAAGUGUAUCAAUACGAAACUCGGUAUGGGUCAUCAGCCCAAUGACCUGAAGGAGCCUGAGAAGUUUCGGACCAGCGCCACCUAGUGGAGAUUUUUUUUUUUUUUUAUAUGCUUAUAACUUUUGAUCUCGUUGGCUUAUUUUCAGAAGAGUCACAUUCUUAGACUCCUGAAUCCUUGCCGAGUCCAGCGAUACCAAACAUGAUAGGUUUCGGCUAACGGUUUGUGCGGCGUGGUGAUUUAGCGCUUAAAAUACAAUUGCGAAUAUCUUCGAAACCGUUAGUCCGAUCGAGAAGAAAUCAGCGUAGGAAACACGAAACCUAAGCUGGUUAACUACAUGUCACAGCCCAAAUGUCAAAAUUUAGAUAGGAAGUGGCAUAGAUUCUGAAUAGAUUCUGUGGGUCAUGCUGAGAACAUUGAUGUCAAUUUUACAAUAGUCAGCCAAACUUCCUGUCUGCCAUUUUGAUUUUCUUUAAAACCUACUUUUUCAAACUGCUCUUAGACCAUUCAUCCAAUUUUCACCAAAAUUGAAUCGUAUCAUCUUCAGACCAUGUCGAAUAAAUGUUAUAGAUUUCGUGUUGAUAGACGAAACCGAAACAAGUGUCAUUGUCACCUCACUCUGACCAUACUACAUUAAUUUGGUCACAGCGCCACCUAUUGGUCGAAAGUGAUGAACCAGUAAAUCCUUACAUUUGACAGUAUAUAUCAUUUUUCAGCUAUUUUGCUAAAAUGAUCUUAAUAGGUCUUUAAUUGCUCACAGCCAUGUUUGUUGGCUUCUUGUGCCGUUUUUGUGCUUGGCCCCGUAAUUGCUGCUUGCAGCUAUAUUUGUUAGGGGCCAAGCACCAAAGGUGCUUAGGCAGCUAUUGUAUCUGUUGGCGUUCUUUUUUUUUUUUAUUAUUAUUAUUAUUAUUAGUAUUAUUAGGGGCCAAGCACCGAAGGUGCGUAGGCACCUAUUGUAUCUGUUGGCGUUCUUUUUUUUUUUAAUGGUGCUUGCCUCUGGCAAAGCAUCAUUAUUGUUCUCCUGCAUACUUCUUCUUCUUCUUCUUCUUCUUCUUCUUCUUCUUCCACUAAAAUUUCUGCGCGCUACUCCUCCCGCAGCGUUUGUCAUAGACCCAUGAAUGAGGUGUCAAAUUGAAUGAGGGCUCAUUUGACUCGGGACAGCAAACGGCCAAUCACGAAUCACCUUCAAGACUUCAUAGCCAUGCCCUAGCAACCAUUUAGAGCACCCUAGCAACCCAAAGCAUAGAGGGAUAUCUUCAAAUCUGAAUAUCAUAGAGGCAUGGGGGUUGAUUUAUAUCAUUCAUACUGACCAGCAGCCUUUGGAGUAUCAUCACUGGCAGCUGCCAAGCCACUCCCUAGCAACCAAACAGAGUACCCUAGCAACCGUUUUGCAAGACCUAUAUCUCUGCAUCAGAACAUUGUAGAGACAUGGUGGUUGGGUUAUAUUGGCAAGCAGCCUUUGGUGUAUCAUCUUUGGCAGCUGCCAAGCCACUCCCUAGCAACCAAACAGAGUACCCUAGCAACCGUUUAGCAAGACCUAUAUCUCUGCAUCAGAGCAUCGUAGAGACAUGGCGGUUGGCUCUUUUGACUCAUGUUAGCAAACUGGACUUCCAACAUGCUAAACAUGCUAGCAGUGAAUAGCUACAUGCUAAUAGUGAUUAGAUAAGUGUUAAAGUGGGCUAAGAACAUGCUAAGAAUUCUAUAAAAACACCAUAGUAACCAUCUGUGACAACUACCAACCACCUAGUAACACCAUAGCAACCACCCAGGUUACCAUAGCAAUUGCCUAGCAACCACCCAUAACACCCUAGCAACCGCCUAGCAACACCUUAGCAACUGCCCCAAGUACCUUAGCAACUGCCUAGCAACCACCCAGGUUACCAUAGCAACCGCCUAGCAACCACCCAGAACACCCUAGGAACCGCCUAGCAACACCUUAGCAACCACCCCAAGUACCUUAGCAACUGCCUAGCAACACCCUAGCAACCACCCAGGUUACCAUAGCAACUGCCUAGCAACCACCCAGGUUACCAUAGCAACUGCCUAGCAACCACCCAGAACCCCUUAGCAAUUGCCUACAAACACCCUAGCAACCGAGUGCCGAGUUUUGCCACUGCAAGCACCAUUUACAUUUUCUUCAGGAAAUGUACAUUCUAGUUAUUAUUAUUCUUCUUCCGCUCUGGAAGUCUAUGGCAGCCCAUAGAACUGCUUGCGGGAAAGUUAUGAAAUUUGGCACACAGUUAGAGGACAGUUUUAUCUUUGUCCUUAGCAAAUUUGGAGUCUCUAACUCAAUUCCUCUAGCACCACUAGCUGUCUAAAUUUGCACUCAUGUUUAUGUUAAUAACUUUUGAACCGUAAGGGUUAGAAACAAAAUUCUUUUUUCCUCUGAUUCCGUGCCUCAAGACGAAUCAAAUGCACCCUAUUCCGUCAUGAAAUUUUUUUCGCCAUUUUGAAUUUUCUGAAAAACCUACUUUUUCGAACUCCUCCUAGGGCGUUACUCCGAUUUUCACAAAAAUUGGUACAGAUCAUCUUCAGACCAUGCUUGCAAAAAGUUAUUAAAAGCUUUUCGAUAGAUCCAUCUGUUCUCGAAAAAAGGCACAAAUGAAUUUGACGAAAAGCUUCAGAAAUCAGACUUGAGGUUAUAUCUCCACAACGCUUUAUUGUAUUCUUACCAAACUUGGUACAUGUCAUCACAGGCAUGACCUGGGGCAUCAUGCAGCGUUUCGGUGCAGCGCCACCUACUGGUCUGGAGAUACGAAAAAUGGCUAUUUUUGCUUAUAACUUCUGAUGGGUUUGUCCAAAAAUCAUAACUUUGGUCUCCUAGGAUUCGGGGCAUCAUGCCGAGUCGAAUGAUAUCCAAUUUUCCCAUAUCGGCCAUUUUGGCCGUCAGCCAUUUUGAAUUUUGUGGUAAAAUGCUGUAUUUUAUGAACACAUUUGCAUAUCAUUACGAAACUCGGUAUGGGUCAUCAGCACAAUGACCUGAAGGAGCCUGAGAAGUUUCGGACCAGCGCCAGCUAGUGGAGAUUUUUUUUUUCAUGUGCUUAUAACUUUUGAUCUCGUUGGCUUAUUUUCAGGGGAGUCACAUCCUUAGACUCCUGAAUCUUUGCCGAGUCCAGGGAUACCAAACAUGCUAGAUUUCGGCUAACGGUUUGUGCGGCAUGGUGAUUUAGCGCUUAAAAAACGAUUGCGAAUAUCUUUGAAACUGUUAGUCCGAUCGAGACGAAACCACCAUAGGAAACACGGAACCUAAGCUGGUUAACUAUAUGUUUUAGCCCAAAUGUCAAAAUUUUGAUAGAAAGUUGCAAAAAAAUCAAAAAGUCGUUCAUAGGUCAUUUUUUAUGAUCUCUUACAUGUAAAUGUCUAUAACUCCAAAACGAAAUGAGAUAUUUGCACCAAAUUUGAUACACACAUGUAUGGGUCACCAUGAGGACACAUAAAAAAAAUUGGUGGGAUUGUGCCUCUUGGUGGUGCUAUAAUUGAACAAAACAUGAAAUUUCCAUUAACUACAAUACAGUAUUAUGAUAAAAAAAAAUGCUAUAUUAUACGAAUGCAUUGAUGUACCAUUACGAAACUCAGUAUGUGUCAUCGGCACCAUGCUUUGAAGGUUCUCAAAUGAUUUCGAGACAGCGCCACCUUGUGGUCAAAUUUUGUAAUAACAUUUAUUAAAAAUGCUAAUAGCUUUAUGUAAAUGUGGCCUAUUGUAAUGAGACUUGUUUUAUUAGAUUCCUUGGGUCAUGCUGAGAACAUUGAUGCCAAUUUUACAAUAGUCAGCCAAACUUCCUGUCCGCCAUUAUGAUUUUCUUUAAUACCUACUUUUUCAAACUGCUCUUAGACCAUUCAUCCAAUUUUCACCAAAAUCGAAUCAUAUCAUCUUCAGACCAUGUCGAAUAAAAGUUAUGUAUUUCGUGUUGAUAGACUAAACUGUAUUCAUAUACGACAGCGACAAAUUAGAGGCUUGAUGCCAAAAUGACUCUUGAGGCUGUAUCUCUGCAAUGCUUUGACAUAUUGACACCAAACUUCGCGACUGUCAUUGUCACCUCACUCUGACCAUACCGCAUGAAUUUGGUCACAGCGCCACCUAUUGGUGGAAAGUGAUAAACCAGUAAAUCUUUAUUAUUGACUGUAUUGUUGAUUUUUCAACUCUUUUGCCUAAAAUGAUUUUAAUAGGUCUUUAAUUGCUCACUGUUGCAGUUGAUCUAAUGCUCACAGCCAUGUUGGCUGGCUUAUUAUGCCAUUUUUGUGCUUGGCCCCGUAAUUGCUGCUUGCAGCUAUAUUUAUUAUUAUUAUUCUUCCGCUCUAAAAGUCUAUGACAGCCCAUAGAACCGCUUGCGGAAAAGUUGUGAAAUUUGGCACACAGUUAGAGGACAGUCUGAGCUUUGUCCAUAGCAAAUUUGGAGUUUGUCCAAAAAUCAUAAAUUUGGUCUUGUUGGAUUUGGGGCAUCAUGCCGAGUCGAAUGAUAUCCAAUUUUCCCAUAUCGGCCAUUUUGGCCGUCGGCAAUUUUGAAUUUUGGUGGCGCUAUAAUUGAACAAAAUAUGAAAUUUACAUUAACUACGAUACAGUAUUAUAAUAAAAAAAAUGCUAUAUUAUACGAAUGCAUUGAUGUACCAUUACGAAACUCAGGAUGUGGCAUCGGCAUCAUGCUCUGAAGGUACACAAUAGGUUUUGAGACAGCGCCUCCUUGUGGUCAAAUUUUAUAACGAAAUAUUUAAAAAAUGCUAAUUGCUUUAUAUAAAUGUGGCCUAUUGUAAUGAGACUGGUCUUAUUAGAUUCUGUGGGUCAUGCUGAGAACAUUGAUGCCAAUUUUGCCAUAGUCAGCAUAACUAAGUCUCCACUACUUUGAUUUUCUUUAAAAUCACACUUUUUUAAACUCCUCCUAGACCAUUGGUCCAAUUUUCAUCAAAAUUGAAUCGUAUCAUCUUCAGACCAUGCCGGCAAAAACUUAUGGAUUUCAUGUUCAUAGACAUAACCUUUUUCCUAUACUGCAGCAACGAAUUAGAGGCAUGAUUCCAAAAUCACUGUUGAGUCUGUAUCUCUGCAAUGCUUUGAAAUAUUGACACCAAACUUUGCAAGUGUCAUUGUCACCUCACUCUGACCAUACCACAUUAAUUUGGUCACAGCGCCACCUAUUGGUCGAAAGUGAUGAACCAGUAAAUCCUCAUUUUUGAUAAUUUUUCAGCUCUUUUGCCUAAAAUGAUCUUAAUAGGUCUUUAAUUGCUCACUGUUGCAGUUGGUCUGAUGCUCACAGCCAUGUUGGCUGGCUUAUUGUGACGUUUUUGUGCUUGGCCCCCCGUAAUUGCUGCUUGCAGCUAUAUUUAUUAUUAUUAUUAUUAUUAUUAUUAUUCUCCAAAGUGAAUCACUUUUUGGAGGGCCUAAACGUGCUCGAAAACUCAUGAAACUUUGCACACGCGUCAGAAGUGGUGAAAAUUUACAUCUGUUAUUGGUUUCAGAAUUAGGCGUGGCAAAAUGGCUUGAUAGUGCCACCUAACGAAGUGCCCCUCACGCUACAUUUCACGUAGAUUUUGAAAUUCGGUACACACAUUUAACAGCCCAAUACCUACAAAAAAGUCUCUUGGAGCAAAAUCUGAAACCAAACAGGAAGUCAGAUAUUUUGAAUUAACUUGCCAUUUUUUGCCAUUUCCAGAUGUUGUACUUUAACGAACUCCUCCUAGAGCUUUAAUCAGAUCAAUGUCAUAUUUGGUCAGUCUAAUCUAAAGACCUUUGCGACGUUAAAUUGCGAAGAUCUUGACUUUUCGCUGAAGGGUGUCUUUGUGGCGGCCUGACAAAUUUCGAUGUUUCGCCAUGAAAUACGAAGUUGUUGUAAGUCAGACAUACUAUGUCCAAUCUGCCCCAAACUGCACAUGUUUUAUUAGAGUCCUGGCCUGAAGACAUCUACAUGGAAAUAUUUAGUUAUAGUCAUAGUGCCACCUGUGGGCAACAGGAAAUGACAUGUUUUACACUGUGAUUAACUCCUCAUACAGAUUUAACCAGAUCAACAUCAUAUGUUGUAAGUCUAAUCUAAAGACCUUAGUGAUGAUAAAUAUCAAAGAUCUUGAGUUUUCGUUGAAGGGCGUAUCAUCAGAUACGAAACAUCAGAUGGCGAAACAUCAGACUUUGUCAGGCCGCCACGAAAGAGGAGUUGCUCUAUAGCGCCACCUUAUAGUGCAGUAAAUGUAGAGUGAAUUUGACAUAGUCCUUUGAUGUUUAACCAUUUUAAAUGCCUAUUGCCCGCUGUGCACAUUUUUGUCCUGAAGCCACCGGGGUGGCGGUGCCACCGGCUUGGGCCCGCCAUCGCUGCUUGCAGCUAUAUAUAUAUAUAUAUUUUUUUUUUUUUUUUUUUCUACUAUUCAGGCACUUUUGUGGCCCUUAACAUGCUCAAACUCUUGAAACUUUGCACACACAUCGGAAUCCGCAGCCAUCAGGGCCGAUCAGAAGCUGGUACCCGGGCAUGGCAAAGGGGCUGGACAGCGCCCCCUUGAAUGGGCUCCGCAACUUGGUCCAUAUAUCAAACACGCUUGCACGUAUUAGUAUGAAACUCGGUACACAUAUAGACCUCAUCGGGCCUAACAACUUUCGUGCUCUAAGUUAUACGCCAGCUCAACAGGAAGUCAGUUAUUAUGGGUUGUUUGAAAAACGCAUGCUCUGGAAUUUGAUAUACUCCUCCUAGGCGAUUAAUCCGAUCACCACCAAACUCAGUCAGCAUGAAGUCAAGACACUGAUGAUGAAAAAUUGCCAGCAGAUUUUUGAUAUCUUGAAUGGUUUGGCCAUGGCGAGGCAACGAAUUUAUGGCGAGGAAAGGGAGACAGGAAAUGUGUUAUAACUUUAUCAUACAUUGAUUGAUUUUUAUGAAACUUCAGCUGUGUGUUCGUUUUAUGAGGCUGAUCACAUGGAUGUGACUAUUGUGAGUCAAAGUUAUAGCGCCACCAACUGGCAGCAGGAAGUUUGUCACUUUCAAAAUGCUUUGAGAUCACCCUUUUAUUUUUACCCAAUUUGCUUCAAACUUCAUCAGAAUAAUGUCAAGACAUGGUGAAUGUAGACCUUUCAAAAGAAUUUUGAUUAUUCGAACACUGUUGCCAUGGCAACGCAUCAAACUUUAAUAUUCGUUUUGGAUGCUUUUGAGACUCUUAGCAUGCUUCAAAUUGCAUGAAACUCUAUACACACGUCAGAGAUGUCAACCAGUAGACAUGGACAAAACCGUAGAAACGGGCGGGGAGGAGGGGCUCUACAGCGAAACCUUUAAACAAAAGUGGGGGGAUUAGUUUUAACUACAGUCACCAAACUCGGUACACAUAUUCUCACAAAGCUGGACAACUUUUUAACUUACAGUCAUAAGCUCAGACCAACAGGAAGUUAGCUAUUUUGGUUUGAAUGUGGAUUUUUUGAAUAAACAAGCUCUGAAAUUUUAACUACUCCUCUUAGGGGAUUCAUGCAAUCACCACCAAACUUUUUGAACAUGAUGACAAGAUACUGAAGAUGCUAAAUUGCGAAUGAUUAUAGGAUAUCUUGAAUGGUGUUGCCAUGGCAAGGGAUUAAAAUAAGAACAAUAAGGGAAACAGGAAAAGACUUAUAUUUCCAAACCAAGGAAUUAUCCAGCCCUUUUUUCAAUAUAAAAUAAUACAAAUAUUAUAAAUAAACACAUUUUAAUUUAUUUUUUAACAUCAAUAAUUAUGUGUAAGUUAAAUUAGGCAGAUAACUGCUCUUUGGUUAAAAUAAUUCAAAUAAUAUUCAAAUGUCAUAUAUAGAAUAAGCACUAGAGGGCAGGAAAUACCUAUUUUUAAACAUGGUUGAGAAAACAACAGUUUUUACAAAACUUUGUUUUUAAACACUGUUUAGAGGUAUUAUUAUAUUCAGUGAGUACUUUGUUUGGAUGCAUAUAUUUAGACAUUAUCAAAGACUAAUAGAUUUUAUUUUUUAUUUAAAAUGUUGAAUCUUCCUAAGCAACUUACUGAUAAAACAGUCUCUCUCUCUCUCUCUCUCUCUCUCUCUCUCUCUCUCUCUCUCUGUGUGUGUGUGUGUGUGUGUGUGUGUGUGUGUGUGUGUGUGUUUCUGUCUGUGUGUGAGUGUGGGUGUCUCUCUCUCCCUCUAUGUGUGUGUUUGUGUCUCUCUCUAUGUGUGUGUUUGUGUCUCUCUCUGUGUAUAUGUGUGUGUGUUUUACAGUCUUGCAGGUUUAACCCUUUCAUUGCUGUGUCCAAUUGUCUGCAUUAUAAGAUAGGAAAUCUCUUAGCCCUUCUCUUCUAUGAAUUUGUUUAACAAAAUAAAGGCAUAGAACCAGUUCAUUUGUAGUUCACUGACUAUAUAGUUUUAUAUAAAUUGUUUAAUAAUUUGGUUAAUAAAAGACCUUAAGAUACAUUCAUCUGAACGUAUAACAGUUUUAACAGCUAAUGAUAACUUUGCUAUAAAUGCUUUUAGUUAGUAUUACAUUUGAAUGUAUAUAUUAAGAGAUUACCAAAGACCAAUGUCUGUCACAGAAUAGAUUUUAUUCUUAUUGUUUAAAAUGUUAUUGAAUAAUCUGACUCAACUAACUGGUCAGUCUGCAACUGGUUCUUAAAUCUCACUCUGCCUCUGUGUGUGUGUGGGUGUGUGGGUGUCAGUGACACUUUUAAUGGUUUAGAAAAAUAUAUAUAUAAAAAAAAACCUUAAGACAAAUACUGGACUUAGAUUUACACUGGACUUCAACUUAGCUAUUAAUACAAUCACCACCAAACUUGGUCAGCAUGAAGUCAAGACAUUGAGGAUGCUAAAUUGCAAGCAGAUUUUUGAUAUCUCGAACAGUUUGGCUGUGGUGAGGCAACAAAUUUAUGGCGAGAUAAAGGAAACAGGAAGUGUGUUAUAACUUCUGCAUACAUUGAUUUUUUUUUUUAUUUUUUUUUAUGAAACUUCAGCUGUGUGUUCGUUGUAGGACGCCGAUCACAUGGAUGUGACUAUUGUGAGUCAAAGUUAUAGCGCCACCAACCGGCAACAGGAAGUGUGUCACUUUCAAAAUGCUUUGAGAUCACCCUCUUAUUUUUACCCAAUUUGCUUCAAACUUCAUUAGAAUAAUGUCAAGACAUGGUGAAUGUAGACCUUUGAAAAGAUUUUUGAUAUUUUUCAAAUACUGUUGCCAUAGCAACAGAUCAAUUUUCAAUAUUUGUUUUGGAUGUUUUUAAAACUCUUAGCAUGCUUCAAAUUGCAUGAAACUCGACACACACAUGUCAGGGUUGUCAUCCAUUAAGACAUGGGCAAAGCCUAAGAAACGGAUGGGGAGGAGGGCCUCUAUAGCGCCACCUUUUGACAAAAGUGGGGGGUUAGUUUAACCUACAGUCACUAAACUAGGUACACAUAUUGUUCUCAGGGAAGUCCUUGAGAUCAUCAAAUCAGGGAAUAUUAGUGGUUCCAAGAACAAAAUUAAAACUCAGAGGUGACCGGGCUUAUGCAGCAGCCGCGCCAAAAUUGUGUAACAGCCUGCCGGAUAUUAUUAGGACUGCCAGAACUAUAGGUAAUUUUAAAUCAAAACUCAAGUCUUAUUUGUUUGAAAUGGCCUUUAAUAAAUGACAUGGUGUCAUAUUAUGUUUUAUAUAUAUAUAUAUAUAUAUGUUCUAUUUUGCUGUAAAUGUUUAUGUACAGCACAUUGGUCAACAGUUGUUGUUUUAAAUAGUGCUUUAUAAAUAAUGACAUUGACAUUGACACAAAUUGUUCUCAUUAAGUUGGACAACUUUCUAAUUUACAGUCAUUAGCUCCGACCAACAGGAAGUCAGAUAUUUUGAUUUGAAUGUGCAUUUUUCUCUCUCUCUCUCUCUCUCUCUCUCUCUCUCUCUCUCUCUCUCUCUCUCUCUCUCUCUCUCUCUCUCUCUCUCUCUGUCCCCCCCCGGGCGUUACAGAAGGUCACGUGCUGUGUUUGCGAACAUCAUGUACAACGCAUAUGUCUUUAAAUUAAUUAUUUAUUGAUAUAAUUCAAAUUGAUUAAAAACCCAUAUGUAAGUAAAUUCACAUGAUUUUAUAAAAGUGGCUAUUUAUAAUCUUGCAUAAGUGAGCAGAAAAAUCUAAACAUGUACCUUAGUCUUACCUGAGACUGAUAUUAAAAUCGUCUUUGCAGAUUCUGUGAUUUUAAUUUUUCAUUGUAUACCACACAUAUUGAAAUUAACUAUGCUUUUGGUGCAUAAGAUUGGUGCACAAAUGACAGCUCAGGGAGGUCAAAAAACACAUGAAGAGAAGUGUUAGGAUAAUACAACAUCAGCAAUCACAGACGUUCACAUUAAGAAUGGAUUACAUUUCUCAGAGUACUGUUGAAUUUGUGCAAAUAACAGUAUGUAAUUUGCUCUGGAAUUUUUAUAGAGGUUGUCUGAGAAAAACACAGACAUGGCAGAUUAGGAUGAUAUUCUGAACUCAUUUGAAAUCGAUCUAUGACAUUCUAUGACAUGAAAUUCAUCUAAAUUUAAAUGAUCUCAUGGAUGUGGCUCUUGUGGUUUGUGAUCAUAUAGGCACCAACUGCUGCAUUAAAUGUGGUGUAUUCAAAUGACUUUGACAGUCCUUUUAUGUUUACCCGUUUUAAAUGCCUAUUGCCCGCCAUGCACUUUUGCCCUGAAGCCACCAGUUUGGCGGUCUUACCGGGCUUGGGCCCGUCAUCACUGCUUGCAGCUAUAUUUAUUAUUAUUAUUAUUAUUAUUAUUAUUAUAAUAUUGUUAUUAUUGUAUCUCAUUUUUCAUUGUUUGAUAGAGGAUUUGUAUUAUCCACAUCAGAGGAUUUGUAUUAUCCACAUCAGAGGAUUUGUAUUAUCCACAUCAAAUUAAAAACCCAUCUGAUUUUUUUUUUUUUUCUUUUUAA